AUGAUUGAGAAUUCGACGUUGCAGAUCCCUUCGACAGGUUUGUAUGUUGACCUUCCGCAUAAAUGGAAAUCAACCACGCGCUCCGUGCCAUCGCAACUCCCCACUCUUCAAAAAUACCGCUCACGGCUAAAUUUACAGCAGCUGGGUAAACUCACUGAUGAUAUUCUAGUACUAAUUGGUACAGAGCGAUGCUCUCUAUGA
Messenger RNA from Plasmopara halstedii, 201 nucleotides. RefSeq lists its product as uncharacterized. The record is from RefSeq and is a predicted model, not a curated record. The transcript is spliced from 2 exons. NCBI's taxonomy places the organism in Eukaryota, Oomycota, Peronosporomycetes, Peronosporales, Peronosporaceae. Bases 1 to 201 code for a protein of 66 amino acids.